Panthera uncia (snow leopard) is the source of this 2795-nucleotide messenger RNA. It is a transcript of the gene GPR171, whose product is annotated as G protein-coupled receptor 171. Gene Ontology annotation, molecular function: G protein-coupled purinergic nucleotide receptor activity. Gene Ontology annotation, cellular component: membrane. Gene Ontology annotation, biological process: G protein-coupled receptor signaling pathway. The transcript has a single exon. The record is from RefSeq and is a predicted model, not a curated record. The coding region runs from base 63 to 1022 and encodes 319 amino acids. NCBI's taxonomy places the organism in Eukaryota, Metazoa, Chordata, Mammalia, Carnivora, Felidae.
AUUCUUCGGAUUUUUUUUUUUUUUUUUUUUUUUUUGAAGAGUCAUCCUUCCUUUCCCUCAAGAUGACAAACAGUUCUCUCUUCUGCCCAGUUUACACAGGUCUGGAGCCGUUCACCUAUUUUUUUUAUUUAGUUUUUCUUGUUGGAAUUAUCGGAAGUGGUUUUGCAACCUGGGCUUUCAUACAGAACAACACAAAUCACAGGUGUGUAAGCAUAUACUUAAUUAACUUGCUUACAGCUGAUUUCCUGCUCACUCUGGCAUUACCAGUGAAAAUCGUUGUUGACUUGGGUGUGGCACCCUGGAAGCUGAAGAUAUUUCACUGCCAAGUGACAGCCUGCCUCAUCUACAUUAAUAUGUACUUAUCAAUUAUCUUCUUAGCAUUUGUCAGUAUUGAUCGUUGUCUUCAGUUGACGUACAGCUCUAAGAUUUAUCGGAUACAAGAACCUGGAUUUGCCAAAAUGAUAUCGACCGUGGUGUGGCUAAUGGUCCUUCUUAUAAUGGUGCCCAACAUGAUAAUUCCCAUCAAAGACAUUGAGGAGAAGCCAAAUGUGGGAUGCAUGGAAUUCAAAAAGGAGUUUGGAAGAAACUGGCAUUUGCUGACCAAUUUCAUAUGUGUAGCAAUAUUUUUAAAUUUCUCAGCCAUCAUUUUAAUAUCUAACUGCCUUGUAAUUCGACAACUCUACAGAAACAAAGAUAAUGAAAAUUAUCUAUAUGUGAAAAGGGCCCUCAUCAACAUACUUUUAGUGACUACAGGCUACAUCAUAUGCUUUGUUCCAUAUCACAUUGUCCGAAUCCCAUACACCCUCAGCCAGACAGAAGUAAUAUCUGACUGCCCAACCAGGAUUUCACUCUUCAAAGCCAAAGAGGCCACGCUGCUCCUGGCAGUGUCGAACCUGUGUUUUGAUCCUAUCCUGUACUACCAUCUUUCAAAAGCAUUCCGCCUAAAAGUAACCAAGACUUUUGCUUCACAUAAGGAGACCAAGACUCCAAAAGAAAAAUCAAGUGGUGAGAGCAGUGCAUAAAAUAUGGGAUUUUUCAUGCUAUCACUUCCUGUCUCAGUGACAGUAAGUAUUGGGAAAGAGAAGGGAUAGCCUAAGUAAAAGACAGCUACCAUAUGUGGCCUGCUUUACUCAGAAACUGUUUCUAAAUGUAAACCGAGCAGCACCCUUGUGGUGCUUAAACCACGUUCAUACAAAACCAAAACAAAAAACCUAAAAAGUACUGCUGAACCAACACAACACCUUGCAUUAUCCUUGAAACCUAAAAAAGUUUUAUGACACAGACUCAGAGUCAUUCAUGAAGUAUCCAUUUGAAUAUUGGGAACUGACUUCUUGAUAGAAAUAUGCAAAAUGAUCUCCAUGUAAGAUGCCAGAAAGCCCUUUGGCAACACGAUUUAAAACCAUUUAGAUCAUACUAAAUAAAAUCCAGCUGAUCUUUACAUGAAACCACUUGUGCCUGAUUUAUUUUUAGUCCAUCAUCCAGCUCACUACUCCAAUUUUUAAGAUCUAAUGGUUUUUCUAAAACAAUAACUAAAACUGUUUAUUUCGAAAAAGGCUUGAAAAUACAUGGAUAGUUUUCGAUGUACUAUAUAUACUCAUAUUCUCAUAGAUUAUAAAGAUUUUCUAAUGUUAGCAAUGACAACUUCAGUGACUUCUUAUUUUCAUUUUGUAGUAACAUGAAAUAUUACCCCCUAACAUUUCCAAGCACGGUGUUAAACUAUACUAACUGCUGAAACUACUGUUUUGGAACUAGAAACUCACAUCAAAGGUACGGAAAAACAGCACUAGUCAAAUGGCCUUAAAAUAGACAUGCCAGAUCCACAUAGCAAGGCCUUCUUAGGAACACAACACGUGCUGGGCUGACUGGUGCCAGGUCUGAGACUGACCCCACGUGGGGCCAACAGUUUAAAGAAUGGGUGAGUCUAGCUCUCAGGGUCACAAUCCUUAGAUCAAAUUCUCUAGACUGCAAGUAAUGCAGAAAGAAUUCAAUAGAUGGUAUUAAAUAAAAGAUUUAGGAAAAAGAAGAUUGAAAAGUUUAGAUAACCAGACUUGAGACUAUGUGGGGUUUUUUUCUCAUUUCAAGAGCAAAAGCCCAACUUUUACAACAAUUACAACAAUUGGUAAUACAUUUGUACUAGCUGCGGUGAUUAAUAAAUGGUGUUCCUGGCAGCACUCUCGAGAGACAGAGAGCUCGCCCACUCUCACAUCUCAAAAGUGUACUUUCGCUUUAAUAAACUUUCCCAUUUAUGUUAAAAACAAAAACAAAAAAAGAAAGAAAGAAAUGGUGUUCCUGGAAGCUAACAAAACAGGUUUCAUUCCAGGGCUAUUUUUAGUACCGCAUUGAGAGGAAUUAUUUUCUGAAGCUUGAACCCAAGACAAUUCCUGUGUACAAUUUCAAUAUUCCCAGAUUUUGAAGAGAAUAAUAAAUGAGAAAAUGCACAAAAGAAAAUGUCUGCUACCCUUCUAACAUGGUAAGUGCUGAACAAAUUCUAGUUAGCUAGUGGUAAUGACAGAACCCCGCACUGCAUCACCUAUCUGACAUAAGGUGUAAAGGACACAAUUAUGUUACAGGCUGGUAGAAUGGUGAUACACUAAAACUUGUCCUUGUCAAUAGUCUGACAACAUGUUGUUACUGACAGGCAGAUCAAGACAUCAUUCAUAUAGUCCUACAUACAACUACUAGAUUCUUUUCCUGAAUCUUUUAGUCAAGGCCCUAGUAGUCUUCUCUCCUUGGUCGUCACUCACUAGGGCCACAUCUUCAAGAUCGGGGGCUGGAGGGAGGAGGCACACAAUUUU